CCGGACGGACCUUUGUAACUUUGAUGAAAAAAUAUAUGGUCGAAGUUUUGUAAUGUAUGAGUAAGUGUAUAAAUCACGGACCUCUUAAAAAAAGAGGUCCGUGGUGUAUAUCCAUCGUCUACGCUUGAAUCUACGGCAGUAGUUCAAAAUACCAAAAGGUGCUGCUGUUACCAAGGUUACGAACUAACCUUAAAUUGAUUUUUAAAUUUCAACGGUUUUCUUCAAAGUAGAGUGGCAAAGACAUUUUAUUCAACGUAAAAAUAUAAAAAUGUCAGAAAUAUCAGUGAGUAACAACGAUCCCGCUCUUGAACAUCGAUUAAAAGGACACAAGAAACAAGUUAUUGAUGUAUCUUUUAACCCCAAGAAUAACCAAAUAGCUAGCUGUAGUAGCGAUCAUUCUAUAAUAGUGUGGAAUUUGGCGAAAAAUAUGCGUUGUUAUGCAUUUAAAGGUCAUACAGAUGUAGUAACGUGUGUUAAUUUUGCGUCAAACGGUCACUUGAUAGCAUCUUCCUCCCAAGAUCGCACAGUUCGAUUAUGGAUACCGACAAUAACAGGAGGCAGUACAGAUUUUCAAGCUCAUACUGCAGCAGUCAGAACAGUUUCCUUUUCACCCAAAGAUGAUCAGUUACUGAGUGGGUCUAAUGAUAAAUCGCUGAAAUUGUGGAACGUUCAAAUGAAACAAUUUUUAAGUUCUUUCUUGGGCCAUACAAAUUGGGUGCGGUCUGCAAAGUUUUCUCCAGAUGGCCAUAUCAUCGCAUCCUGUUCUGAUGAUAAAACGUUAAGGAUUUGGGAUGCUUCUACUACUCAACCUAUACACACAUUCACUUUGGGAAAAGGCAGUGGAACCUGUGUUGAUUUCCACCGUGGCGGUAAUUCAAUCGCUUUGGCCACGAGUAGUGGUAGUGUUCGUGUUUAUGAUAUACGCAACAACAAACUGCAACAGCACUAUGUACUACAUGAUAAUGCUACAAGCGUGACCUGGCAUCCAGGUGCGAAUUAUUUCCUCUCAACAGGUUUAGACGGAACCAUCAAAAUCGUUGAUGCUUUAGAGGGCCGACCAUUGUACACAUUGGAAGGUCACGAUGGUGGUAUCAAUUCUGCAUGUUUUAAUGAAGGCGGUGAUCUAUUUGCUACUGGUGGCUUGGAUCGUCAUGUUUUGGUGUGGAGGACAAAGUUUCUAACUACAGAUUCUUCGCCAACUUGUUCAACAUCAUCAGUCGGUCGUGUAUGUGGUGAAUAGGUUUAUCAUGUAUUGACAAGGACUGUUCUGUGCCUAAAUCUGUAUAGAUUAGUCAUAAGCACACAUAUUUUCAACUUAAAUAACAGUUGCUCUAACUAAGAGGUAAUGUGAUAUAUGCCAGAAAAAAACAAAUUUUUUUGGAGAUGUAGGUCCGUUGGGCAGCUGAUGUUUUGUAAUUAGAGACCGGAUUUCAUGCUCUUAUGCAUUACAUAAAUAUUGUUUUGGGGUU
Photinus pyralis (common eastern firefly) is the source of this 1469-nucleotide messenger RNA. RefSeq names its product POC1 centriolar protein homolog B (gene Poc1). The record is from RefSeq and is a predicted model, not a curated record. Gene Ontology annotation, molecular function: protein binding. Lineage: Eukaryota; Metazoa; Arthropoda; Insecta; Coleoptera; Lampyridae. Bases 269 to 1240 code for a protein of 323 amino acids. Gene Ontology annotation, cellular component: ciliary basal body; centriole. Gene Ontology annotation, biological process: cilium assembly. The transcript has 5 exons.